Molecule: messenger RNA, 1284 nt
Organism: Pocillopora meandrina
Lineage: Eukaryota; Metazoa; Cnidaria; Anthozoa; Scleractinia; Pocilloporidae
Source: the annotation of a GenBank genome assembly
CAUAUCUCUUACCAAGAGAAAUUUACAAAGAGCAAAGAACUUCCUCCUCCGCAACUCAAUGGGCGAUCUCUGUCAUCAAUAAGGUGUCGCAAUCAGUGGAGCGCUUGCAUUCGUAAUUGGUUAGUGAACAGUACAGAUGAGCACAACAUAUGUUGCAACCAGGCUUCUUCAUCGUUGUCUCAGUAUCAUCUCAAAAUGAACAAAACGUCUUCGUCGUCUUCUGCUAGUGUCAGCCGACGAAACGAUACAAAUGAUGCAUAUGAUCGCACUCAGGGGGAAGGCAUUGCACUGUGCAGCGCUUUAACGCUAACAUCUAUUCUAGUUGUCAUGGGAAACUUACUCACCAUAGUUAUUUUUUCGAAGAACAAAAAUAUUCGCAAGAAAUAUUUGUUUCUAGUCGUCAAUAUGGCGUUUGCUGAUCUGUUCCUAGGAGCUUUUAGUUUACCAGUAUACAUUUACGAUGUCGGGUAUGAGUUCCACCUAUGGACCAUGUUCGUUGGAAACUUAUGGACCGACAAGCCUAUCUUAAUUCCCUACAUGAUCAUUGACACAGCUUUCUCGCAGGCUUCUCUUAUUUCUGCAGUGUUCAUAACGUGUGAAAGAUUUUACGCCAUACGUUGGCCUUUUAAGCAUCGAAUAUUAUCGACACAAGCAUAUCGCAUAGCUAUUUUCCUAGUGUGGGUACUAGCUUUCCUUAUUUCCGCAAUCUGGACCGGUUCAAACCUACUAUUUUCUUACAAGCACACUAUGUUAAUUUGGGGGCCAUACACUUUGUUUUUCAUUUUAAUCACAUGUGGCUGUAACAUUGGUAUUUGGAAAAAGUUUCAAACUGAAAGAGUCGCCGCUUCACAUCAAGAAAGUCGAGACUUACAAAACAAGCGCUUAACAAAGACUUUGUUAAUUGUAUCUGGCCUUACUUUACUCGCUUGGCUUCCGCUAGUUUUGUUAAACUUACUCAUGUAUGUAUGGUUUUUCCAUGUACCAAAACGAUUUUAUCAUGCGGUAAACCUUUUCAACUACUUCAACUCUUUUGUCAAUCCAAUUUUUUACGCAUUAAGAAUUGCUGAGUUUCGACGAGCACUGGCUUUAUGUUGUACAGGAAGACAUGUGCAAGCAGCUGUAAACACAGAGCUUUCUAAAAGAAGGAAAGAGAGGCACAGAACGACCGCUGAGUUUAGUUGUGAAGUGGCUUUCGAACAGGAUGUUAUGGAUACUGAGUUUAGUCGUGAACUGGCUUUCGAACAAAGUGUUAUGGAGUUUAGUCCUGAACUGGCUUUCGAACAG